Messenger RNA from Cyprinus carpio (common carp), 1303 nucleotides. Its product is annotated as homeobox protein goosecoid-like. Gene Ontology annotation, molecular function: RNA polymerase II cis-regulatory region sequence-specific DNA binding; DNA-binding transcription factor activity, RNA polymerase II-specific. Gene Ontology annotation, biological process: regulation of transcription by RNA polymerase II. Lineage: Eukaryota; Metazoa; Chordata; Actinopteri; Cypriniformes; Cyprinidae. The record is from RefSeq and is a predicted model, not a curated record. Gene Ontology annotation, cellular component: nucleus.
UUCAGCUCAGCCACAAACGAGUCACUGAAUCUGUUGCGCUCGGCCACUCUUUCCAAAGGGUAGAAAAAAAAACACAUUGAGAAUUCGCUUUUUUGUUACUAUGAGGGAAUCCUGUGAUCUUUAAAAGGACUACAAGAAAUUAAAGUACUGUUGGCACCAAGUCUCAAACAUCGUUUUGCUUGUGAUGCCCGCUGGGAUGUUUAGUAUCGACAGCAUCUUGGCAGGGAGACCCAGCUGCAAGGACUCGGUUCUGCUACAUCGGAAUGCUCCGGUUGUGUUCUCCAACUUGACGGAAUCCUUGUACACAGCAGCUGGCGAUUUUAACGGACUGUAUUCACACACCGGACCUCCAGCUCCUAACUUACAGCCGGUGAAUGGAACCAGGAUAGGCUACAACAACUACUACUAUGGACAACUUCAUGUCCAGGGGCCGACUGGACCAGCUUGCUGUGGCGCAAUACCAACUCUCGGCUCGCAACAGUACCCGUGUAUUCCUACAGGCUACGACAGCACCGGUUCAGUACUUAUUUCUCCAGUCCCACAUCAGAUGAUGUCCUACAUGAACGUGGGCACCUUGUCCAGGACCGAACUACAGCUACUCAACCAGUUACACUGUCGGCGCAAGAGACGACACCGAACCAUUUUCACCGACGAGCAACUGGAGGCACUGGAGAACCUUUUUCAAGAAACCAAAUACCCCGAUGUUGGCACACGAGAGCAACUGGCACGAAAGGUGCACCUACGCGAAGAGAAAGUAGAGGUAUGGUUCAAAAACAGACGAGCAAAAUGGAGAAGACAGAAAAGGUCGUCGUCAGAGGAAUCAGAAAACUCACAGAAAUGGAACAAAUCCACGAAAACAACCACAGAGAAAAUCGAGGAGGGAAAAAGUGACGUGGAUUCUGACAGCUGAUAGAUAGAAUAUGAGAUGGGAAAAUCUUGCACAAAUAUGAUUCGGACUUUAUGUACAUAUUGUAAAGUACCAUGUGAGUAGGAGUGAAAAUGUGUUGUCAUGUUGUUGCACAGAUGUAUAGUAAAUGUUACCUUUAACAAUUAUAUUGUUAUUUAUAUUAAUUUAAAUUUACACAGACAAAAUAACGGGGAUUCUGGCCAUAGUAAUAUUACCUGAUAUAUACUGAAUAUUUUUUUUUUUUUAAGUCUUGCCCAAAUAAGAUAUACCUAAAUAAGAUGUUCUGGAAUGAUCUGUAACUGAAGAAAUGUACGAUGGCAGGACGAUACAUUUGGACAUUGAUUAAAUCAACGUUUAAUGUCGCUUGGAAAAAAAGAAGAAGAAAAAAAAGAACAU